Molecule: messenger RNA, 486 nt
Organism: Cutaneotrichosporon cavernicola
Lineage: Eukaryota; Fungi; Basidiomycota; Tremellomycetes; Trichosporonales; Trichosporonaceae
Exons: 2
Coding region: 1-486 (161 amino acids)
Source: RefSeq, a predicted model, not a curated record
AUGGCCACCAAGGACACCAAGGCUCUCAUCCCGUUCACGCCAUUCAAGCCCAUGGUGCUGAACAAUGCCGCGAGCUGGAGCUCUGCUGUUCCCAAGAAAACCCCACUCGACGCCCUCCGCGACACCCUCUCCACCUUUGAAACCGCCCUUUCCUCCAAGCUCGACACUCUUAUCAGCGACAACGCGACGCUUCGGGCGGCCCACGCCGAGUCUAUGGUCGAGAACGAGCGUCUGCGCACCUCCAACGCCGAACUUGCCGCCUCGGUUCGCGCACUCGGCGCCUCGCUUGCCGACUCUCGGGCAGAGAACUCGGCCAGGCUCCUUUAUGGGCUCCGGAACGCCGAGCAUGCGGCGCGCGAGAACAGGGUUCUGCUUCGUGAUCUGGCAGAGAGGCUUGAGCGCGUGGAGUUCGAGGGUGGAUACGAGGGGGGCUUCCCGGCUAUUGGGGGAUGGGCGCCGCGCGAGGCUAUUGAGGAGGCUAAGUAG